GCUUGCUAUAUCCAAUAUGGCGGCUGCCCGGUUGUCACGGUGACCGGUCUCCGAGGGAGGGGGAUAGGAUGCUGAAGAGUACCGGCUAUUUCCGGGCUAUUGAGUGCCCGUUCGGGGAAUGCUGCCGCCGGCCGUAUUGCCAUUUCAGACACCGAGGCAGGGGGCUGUGGGGGAGCAGCCCUGGAGAGGCCCGGACUGGGGCGGAAUAUGAUCCUUAUAGCCCUGACCUCCCAAAGGUGCCUCCCUGUUUUGAUGAUGGUGUGUUGGAGAUUGUUCCUGAAUCCAGCCUGGAUAUCUUGGAGCUGGAGAGGGUCAACAAGGCUAUCGAGGCAGUUAAGAGUGAAGUGGAGAGAGAACAACGAAAAUAUGAAAAGCUGUUGGGGACACAGAAGGACUACAGUGUUCCCAAGAGCAAAUCCAAACAUUCUGCCUCCUUCACAUCCCUGGAAUACGAUCCGGGAAACUACACAAGCAGUGGCACAUACAAUCCUACUCCUUUAGCCCGUGUGAGUAAAGGUAACAAAUACACUCUGGAUGAUUUGGACCGGACUGCAGUCAAGACCAGCUGCUUAGAGUAUGUUCCGACCGCUGUGAUACCCGCUGCUAAAAACAAGACUAAUAAAUAUGUCAUAGAUAACUGCAAGCCUCACACAGAUAUGGAGUAUGAUCCAAUGUCUAACUAUUCGGCUAGGCUUUUGAGCAAGGACAAACCGCAGCAGGGGACCAAAAGGAAUAGACCAAGCAGCCAGGAUGAAGGCUACACUCCUUCUCCCAAAAAAUUAUGCAACAAUGUCUCGGUGGAUGCUAGGUUUUCUGACUCUGAAGAUGAGAAUGAAUACGUGGUCCAACAGUCUGCAGGCAAAUAUGUUCCUUCCAAAAAGACUGAGAAAGUCUCCGUAUCCACUAAAGCAUCCAAGCAUAUUAAUGUAGGAAAGAAAGUCAAGGAGAUAGCUGUGCAGUAUGAUAUGGAAGAUAUUGGAAAACCUGUGAAGAACCACAGCAAAGAGUCAUCGAAGCAUAAUUCCGACAAGUCUAAAAGUGAAAAUAAAACUACGUCGAAAGAGCAACCUAAAAAUAGAGAGUCAGGGUCAAGUAGCUUGGCUAAGGAGACCAAGAAGGAGAAGUCCAAAGCUAUAGUCAAAAAUAAAUGUGAAAAUGUUAAGAAUGGAGACAACAUUCAAAGUCACAAAAAUAAGAGCAGUAGGCCUGAUAAAAAGAUUGAAAAACUAAAUUCAGUGAAGGAUCCUAUCAAAGGGUCCUCAAGCAAAAACAAGAAAGAGCAGUUGCAAAAUAAAUGUAAGAAAGAUAAGAUGCAAUCUAAAAAGGAAUCCAAUGACAAAACUGAAAAGGUGAAGAAUGGUCACAUUAAGGAGAAGUCCAUCUCUGAACGGUCUUUAAAAUCAAAAUCAACUGCGCCUAGCGGGGUAAAGGUCAAGUCAAAACAAAGGUCUCUUAGCCAUGUGGAUUUGUUUGGAGAUGAAAGCAGUGAGGAGGAGGCAAAAGUAAAGAAACGUGUCCCACAUAGAGGUAGUUUAGGUUCUGAUGGCGGUGGGCACAGUGAUACUGAAGGGGAGAGUAGUACGAAGGUGGGCAAGCUUGUCUGCCGCAGGGUCUCCUCCUCUUCUGUGGACUCAAUAGAGAUUGAUUACUCUGCUCUAGAGAAAGAAUUGGAUUCUGAUUCUGACCCAAUGGAGGAGUGUCUCAGAGUAUUUAAUGAGUCUCAAGAUGUAAAGACCGAAAACAAAGGCAGGAUGUGGAAACAGCCUCACGAAGACGGCGAGGAGAAAUCUGAACAUGCAAUGACAACUUUGAUUCCAGGCCAAAAGAAAAGAAUUUCUCACGUUAAUUGUCCAGCUAAUUCAUCCUCUUCUAAUAAGCCGGUGAUCCAUCCGUCCCGUCUGCCAACACCCCAGGAGAUAUGUUACCAGCGAAUUCAGCGGGCACAAGAGCAGGCAAUCCAGCUUCUAGCUCAGCAGAAAGAAUUGCUGUUAAGCAAUGCCGCACAAACGUCUUCUCCAACACAACAUAGUCAGAAGAAGAGAAUUGCACAUUUUCCUGGCAUUCGCUCCCCCUCUUUUCCAAUUGUGUCCACAGUUACUGAGGCAAAGACACGUAAAAGUUCAAGCACUGAUGAGACCUCCAACGGUUCAGUACACGGUCUAAAGAAUCGAACCCUUACUGGCAUGGCAUCCAAAACUACCACAACAACAGCACAGAAAAGACAAGCACAUGUACCGUCGCUGCAGAGUGCCAGUUUGAAGAGACCUGUAAUUCCCACCGAAUUUGGUGCGAAAGUGCCAACCACGGUUCGCCAGCGUUACCUUAACCUCUUCAUUGACGAAUGCCUAAAGUUCUGCCGGACAGAGCAGGAGGCCUUUGACAAGGCUCUUGAAGAGGAAAAGAUUGUUUACAACCGGAGCUCCAGCCGUAAUAUUUACCUGAAUGUGGCUGUUAAUACACUGAAGAAACUGAGGACCCAGGGACAAGGAUCAAAAGCCACUCCUAUUAAGAACACAAACAAGAGAGUCAUUUCCCAUGAGUCUAUGCUGGGAGGGAAGGCAGCAGCUAAACUGAGUUUCUCAGUGCAGCGAAACACUGGACAUCAACAGGAGGAACUGACCGGUGCUGUCUUAUACACAAAGCUGAAGGAUUACAUCAUGAGCCCAGAACAGCUGCAAGAACACGGGUACCCAAUGGCCCAUCCAGACAAGCCUGGCAAGGCCAUGCUUUUCACUACAGAGGAAAAAAAGAUAUCAGCGUCUUUCUCCAGAAUAUGUUGCCGCUGUGGAGCAGAGUAUUUUGUGACACCCAGUGGGAACUGUGUGCGGCGGGAGGAAUGUGUGCAUCAUUGGGGCCGUCUUCGCAGACAAAGAGUGCCUGGUGGUUGGGAAACACACUAUAACUGUUGUUCUGGAGCGGUCGGAUCUACUGGGUGCCAAGUAGCCAAGCAACAUGUACAAGACAACCGCAAGGACAGCCUUGAUGGAUUUGUGAAAACAUUUGAAAAGUUGCCUGCUGCCGAUGGGAAUGCUGGAGUGUUUGCUCUGGACUGUGAAAUGUGUUACACCACACAUGGAUUGGAACUAACACGUGUCACGGUGAUUAAUUCAGAGCGUAAGGUUGUGUAUGACACUUUUGUGCUGCCAGACAACAGAAUUGUGGACUAUAACACCAGGUUUUCUGGUGUGACAGAAGAUGAUAUGCAGAAUACUACGAUCACUCUGCGAGAUGUUCAGGCUGUUCUCCUUUCUAUGUUCAGUUCUGAUACAAUUUUGAUUGGACACAGCUUGGAAAGCGACUUUUUUGCACUAAAGCUUAUCCAUCCAACAGUUGUGGACACUGCCAUAGUCUUCCCUCACCGUUUGGGCCUACCGUACAAGCGAGCUUUGCGUUCAUUAAUGGCUGAUCACUUGAAACGAAUUAUCCAGGACAGUGUGGAGGGUCACGACUCGAGUGAAGAUGCCUGCUCCUGCAUGGAACUAAUGAUAUGGAAGAUAAAAGAAGAUGCCAAAGUGAAGCGGUGACCCAGCACUCUCAAACCAUUAGACUUUUCUCCUGAAAGAGGGAGGAUUGCAUUCCUUUCAAACUGGACAGAGUUUCAACACAUGCAGUAUAUUGGUUUCAUGACAGUGUUUUGCUCAGGGUCAUCGUCCCAUACCUUCAAUUUACUGCUAAGAGGGAAAAUCAUUUCACAAUGCAAUUAUAGGUGUUUCUCCUUUAAACCAAACGUAAGUGGGAAGUAUGAGAAAGAUGUGUGAUCCGCCCUCCACUCCUUCCCCCCUUCUAAAAAGCAAUAUGUAGGGAAAACAAAGCUAUGACACCUUAAGCCUUAAUUUGGAAAACUAAAAUCAUGGUAAAACAAAUUUGUGUUCGUGUUAGGUGAAAUAUGAUUUAGCCCACUAGCACUGGAGCAGAAAGCCAACAUAUGGCAGUCAUUAGUGUUAAACACCACCUUAUAAGACACUUUUUUCUAUUUUUGUUUGUAUAUUAUUUAUUUGUAUAUUACUCCUUUUUAUAUGGUCCCAGCACCAUAGUGCACCUUAGUUUAGCAUAGUAAAUAAUAGAAAAGGUUUAAACCACCUUUCUAUCCCUCCCCCUUUAUCUGCCUGUGGAUUCAGUAUCAAAUGGUUGUUGGCAAGUAAUGGCCUAUUGUGAUGUUCUUUGCUGCACCAAUGUAGUAGUAUCAUUGCCUGGGCACAUAACUUCCCACUUUUGGUACCCAUCACAUUCAUGCCAUCCAAUUUGCCUUAUUUCUGACUGUGUCUCUUCCUCCAUUCUCAGCUUGGCAUAAGUUUCCACUUUUAACCUCCCUGUUGUAAAAUAAUGGCACUGAGAUAAAAGUGGACCCACCCGGUCUACAUCCAGUAGUACUAACGUACACUUAACCGUUGUUUCCAGAUAGGUUAAAUUGGAAAGAUUGCAGCUGUAAGAACGUGUGUGUCACUGCAAAAGUGUCAAUCUCUUGUGUCAGCUGGUUCAACGAUAAAGGUGGCUUUUUAUUGUCUGCUGCACAGGGAACAUUGCAACAGUAAUUAAAAUAAUUUGUAAAAAUUGUUUUGUAACUAUUUAACAAGUGUUUUUUUGUUUUUUUUGAAUAAUAGCUGCUCUGUAAAAUACACCACCGUCAAGAUAAAGAAAAUCAAUUUUGUUAAUAAUAAAGUGAAACAUUCUAGUUUAGUCAUUUGGCAUACCUGUUUUUCGACAUUUGCCUCACUCUGUUUAGAGAAUGUCCUUCUUAGGGCACCCAUGGCUAAUCUUGGUUCCGCCACUUAUCUCUUAGCAUCAAGGGUAAUGCAUUACUGGGGUGCCAGGGUUGAAUAAGUAUGCAUUGUCUUCAAUUCACUUCUGCCAUACUCAUUCGUUCUUGGAUGCCAUUUAGUUUUUUGAUCAAAUCUCUGAUGGACUCAUAUUUGAACAGUGCUAUUUGGGUACUUUAUCACUCUGAGGUUAAGAUAUGUUAAACUUGUGAUGCAUCUCUAACAUAAACUUUUAUUAUGACUAUAUGGCAUUAAUAAAUGAUAACCUCAUAUUGCCAGAUACUAUACAAAGACUAUUAUUUCACAACAGAUGUCAGUGUCUACUAAUACUACCAAGUAUUCUUCUACAUAGACACUCACUCCUUAUAACUGUAUAAUACAGCUGAUAUGCUCAACCCUUUACAAUGAAUUUAACUGAGCACCGCUGGAGUAUUCAGAAAAAUGUCAAAUUAAUACAGUGUAAUAGGUUAGAAAAUUGACAGGUUGAUCAUUUUUAUUGUACAAAAA
Messenger RNA from Pelobates fuscus (common spadefoot toad), 5264 nucleotides. RefSeq names its product RNA exonuclease 1 homolog (gene REXO1). Lineage: Eukaryota; Metazoa; Chordata; Amphibia; Anura; Pelobatidae. The record is from RefSeq and is a predicted model, not a curated record. The transcript has 16 exons. Gene Ontology annotation, molecular function: nucleic acid binding; exonuclease activity. The coding region runs from base 69 to 3524 and encodes 1151 amino acids. Gene Ontology annotation, cellular component: nucleus.